Molecule: messenger RNA, 1769 nt
Organism: Poecilia latipinna (sailfin molly)
Lineage: Eukaryota; Metazoa; Chordata; Actinopteri; Cyprinodontiformes; Poeciliidae
Gene: slc52a3-1
Product: solute carrier family 52 member 3-1
Exons: 4
Coding region: 315-1634 (439 amino acids)
Biological process (GO): riboflavin transport
Cellular component (GO): plasma membrane
Molecular function (GO): riboflavin transmembrane transporter activity
Source: RefSeq, a predicted model, not a curated record
GUUUUAUUGGUACGUUUUGGCACACUGCCCCUUUAAGAACAUUCAGGAUUUUGACGUGACCCAAAAUGGUUCUGAUUUUGACCCAGAGAGGUUUGACUUCCUUAUAAGCAGUGAAGAAAGUGCAGGCUUAGGCCCGGCCCACGUUGAUUACAGGAGCUGCUGCAGCGGACUCUGACCCACUCAGCAGCAGCAUGUUUGCGCAGAGACGUGGCCGACCUCUUUGUCUCCUCGUACAAUGACAGACGGUCCGGUGCGGCGCUUUGAGGAACUGCAGAAACUUGUAUGACAGACCUCUAGGCGGAUCCAGCUGAAGCAUGGCGCUGCAAGUGCACCUCCUGGCCUGCGCCUUUGGCCUGGGCUCCUGGGUGGCGGUGAACGGCCUGUGGGUGGAGCUUCCCCUCAUCGUCAACGCUCUGCCUGAAGGCUGGGAGCUCCCCUCAUACCUCACGGUCAUCAUCCAGCUGGCCAACCUGGGCCCCCUGCUGGUCACCCUCAUGCACAAACUGUGCCCCGGUCGUCUCAACGAGCGCGCCGUCAUUUACUCCGUCCUCGCCAUCGGCAUCGUCUCCUGCAUCCUGCUCGUCUUCUUCUGGGACAAAACAACGGUUGUGGCGGGGGCGUCGCGCAGCACCGCCUUCUUCAUCAUCACCUUCUUCCUCUCUCUGGUGGACUGCACAUCUUCAGUGACAUUCCUGCCUUUUAUGAUGCAGCUUCCAGCUAAAUACAUCACCACCUACUUCAUUGGAGAAGGGCUGAGUGGUUUCAUCCCCGGGAUCAUUGCUUUGGCGCAGGGCGUCGGCAUGACCAAGUGUGUCAACAGCUCUCACGCGGCAGGAAACCACUCAGACGAGGAAGUGUGGUCAUUGCAAACACAGUACCUUCCUCCAAACUUCUCCACACAGGUGUUCUUCUCCUUCCUGGCGGCCAUGAUGUGCAUUAGCUUGGCUGCGUUCAUUGGGCUGAACAGGCUGCCUAGGACAUACGAGCUGUCUACGGAAAACCUUGUGCCGGACACGGUGGGCACGGUCAGCUCUGGGCUGGACAACCCAGCAGCAGAAACUGAUGGCAAGAAAAGUGAGCAGGGAGAAGAGAAGAGCAAACCGCAACGCCCCAUUUCCCAGCUGGUCUUCAUGUACCUCCUAGUGAUUUGGGUCAACGCUCUGACUAAUGGACUGCUGCCAUCGGUCCAGACGUACUCCUGCAUGUCGUAUGGGAAUCUUGCCUAUCAUCUGUCUGCAGCUUUGGCCUCAGUGGCCAACCCAGUGGCCUGCACUAUUGCAAUGUUCUUCCAGAACAGGUCUCUGUUGUUUCUUAGAUUCCUGACAUUGCUGGGUACAGGCUUCGGGGGCUACAACAUGGCCAUGGCGGCUCUGAGUCCCUGCCCUUUGCUGCGUGGGUCUGCUCUGGGAGAGGCCAUCAUUGUGCUCUCUUGGCUUUUGUUCACUGGGACGUUGUCUUACGUUAAGGUGAUGGUGGGAGUCAUCCUGAGAGACCGCAGCCACAGCGCCCUCGUGUGGUGUGGAGCUGCAGCACAGAUGGGCUCGCUGGUCGGCUCCGUCACCAUGUUCCCGAUGGUUAACGUUUACCGGCUCUUCAAGUCGGGAGACUUCUGCAACACCGAGUGUCCGUUAUGACAGUCGGCCUGAACGUCUCAAGACUCUCAAGUACAAAAACAGAUCUGCACUUCAGGACAUUUGUGUAUUUAAUUACUUUAUAGCAGCAAAACGCCAAAAUCUACGACAGAGUGUUAGGGCUAGGCUAAGAAAAAA